AUGAUUCGCCGACAAGCACGGGAGCGAAGGGACUACCUUUACCGCAAAGCACUCACACUCCGAGAUGCCUCAAUCGCCGAAAAGCGCGCAAAGCUCAAAGCCGCAUUAGCGUCUGGAAAGCCUCUUGAUCCCUCCAUCGCCAAUGACGCCGAGCUCCGCGAAGACUUCAAAUACGACGAGUCCCUACCCUCCAAGGGCCAAGGCAAAGAUGACGAGUUCAUGGACGUUGACGACGAAUAUGCCCUCACAAGUGGUCUGGUAGACCCUCGCCCACUGGUCACGACCUCCCGCUCUCCGUCGGCAAGACUCAGCACAUUCGCAAAAGAGAUUCGUUUACUGCUCCCGACCUCAAUUCGAUUGAACAGAGGUAACCUCAUUCUACCCGACUUGGUGUCCAGUGCAAACGCUGCUGCGCUUACCGAUAUGGUUCUCUUGCACGAACACCGUGGUACACCCACCGCAAUCACGGUAUCACAUCUCCCGCAUGGGCCAACUGCCAGCUUCUCAUUGCACAAUGUUAUGCUCCGCGCCGAUAUUCCCGAUUCAUCUCGAGGAACAGUUUCAGAAAGUUAUCCACACCUGAUCUUCGAAGGUUUCACCACAAACCUCGGAAAGCGCGUGGUUCAGAUUCUCAAGCAUCUCUUCCCUCCUCGAGAAGGCGGCGGAAAGCUUGGAAACCGAGUUGUCACAUUUCAAAAUAGAGAAGAUGCCAUCGAGGUUCGGCAUCACGUCUUUGUUCGAACGGGCUACCAAGACGUGGAGUUGGCUGAAGUUGGGCCACGUAUGACUAUGCGACUUUUCGAGAUCCGCGGAGGUACACUGGAGAAGAAUGCCGGUGGUGAUGUUGAAUGGGCUCUUACCCAGUAUACGAGAACGAGUCGGAAGAAGGAUUACCUUUAG
Molecule: messenger RNA, 900 nt
Organism: Talaromyces amestolkiae
Lineage: Eukaryota; Fungi; Ascomycota; Eurotiomycetes; Eurotiales; Trichocomaceae
Exons: 3
Coding region: 1-900 (299 amino acids)
Biological process (GO): rRNA processing
Cellular component (GO): Mpp10 complex; nucleolus; small-subunit processome
Molecular function (GO): snoRNA binding; rRNA primary transcript binding
Source: RefSeq, a predicted model, not a curated record